UAUUCGGUUUUGUAGGGUGUUUAUUUUUCAUCCACAAUGCCUAAGAUAUAUUUGUUUUUGUGUUUUCUCUUGCUUCCGUUGGCUUUCGAUCGCUCUGAGGCAAAUGAAAAGGUUGGAGUUUAUGAACUGAAGAAGGGAGAUUUCUCUGCAAAGCUCACCAACUAUGGUGCCACUGUGCUCUCCGUUAUUCUCCCCGACAAGAACGGAAAAUUAGACGACAUUGUUCUUGGAUUCGAAUCGCUUAACGAGUACACGAAUGAUUCAGUCUACUUUGGAGCCAUUGUUGGACGUGUUGCAAACAGAAUUGGAGGAGCUCAAUUUGAAUUAAAUGGCGUCCAAUAUAAGUUGGUUGCUAAUGACGGGAAUAACACUCUCCAUGGUGGCCUUAAAGGGUUCAGUGAUGUUGUGUGGACGGUAAAAAGUCACAAAGAAGAUAGUCACAUAACAUUCACCUAUGACAGCUUGGAUGGUGAACAAGGAUUUCCUGGUGAUCUUUCUGUGUCGGUAACUUACAUUAUUAUUGACACAAAUAAACUAGCUAUUAGAAUGGAAGCCAAAGCUCAUAACAAGGCCACUCCGGUGAACCUAGCACACCACACGUACUGGAAUCUCCGCGGCCAAAACAGCGGUGACAUCCUCUCGCACACGAUCCAGCUCUUUGGGUCCAAGUUUACACCAGUUAAUGACCAACUCAUCCCCACUGGUGAAAUUGUGCCUGUGAAAGGAACACCCUACGACUUCCUUGAGCCCCAAGAAAUUGGUAGCAAGAUCAAUGGGUUGCCGGAUGGAUAUGACAUCAACUAUGUGCUUGACCCUUCGAGUCCCAAUCAUUUGAGUAAGGCAGCAGUGUUGCAUGACAGCGUGUCAGGGCGAAAAUUGGAACUAUGGACGAACAAACCAGGGUUGCAGUUCUAUACAAGUAACAUGUUGGACAAUGUGCAGGGGAAAGGCGGGUUUGUGUACAGAAAGCAUGCCGCAGUGUGCUUGGAGACGCAGGGUUUCCCGGAUGCUGUAAAUCACCCGAAUUUCCCUUCGCAGAUCGUGAAACCCGGAGAGGCCUACUUGCAUGUGAUGCUUUAUAGAUUUACAGCUGCUUAGCGAGCUAGCAAUUGAGAAAUCAAGUAGUUUAAGAGAUGCCUUCGCAUAAACUGGUCUUAGUUAAUAAAAUUAGCUCCGCAAAAAGUAUGUUAUGUUAUUAGACUGUUAAUUUUAUAAUGUUUAAUGACUC
Molecule: messenger RNA, 1228 nt
Organism: Pyrus x bretschneideri (Chinese white pear)
Lineage: Eukaryota; Viridiplantae; Streptophyta; Magnoliopsida; Rosales; Rosaceae
Product: galactose mutarotase
Exons: 5
Coding region: 37-1098 (353 amino acids)
Biological process (GO): beta-D-galactose catabolic process via UDP-galactose, Leloir pathway; glucose metabolic process
Molecular function (GO): aldose 1-epimerase activity; carbohydrate binding
Source: RefSeq, a predicted model, not a curated record